This is a messenger RNA of Leptosomus discolor (cuckoo roller), 8463 nucleotides long. The record is from RefSeq and is a predicted model, not a curated record. NCBI's taxonomy places the organism in Eukaryota, Metazoa, Chordata, Aves, Leptosomiformes, Leptosomidae.
AUGUCUUCUGAACCUUUUUGUCUGGCUGCUCAAGCUAGGUUUGACUCCAAAUGGUUGAAGACAGACUUACAGCUUGCCUUUACACGAGAUGGACUGUGUGGCUUGUGGAAUGAAAUGGUGAAAGAUGGGGAGAUUGUGUAUCCUGGAACAGAGUUAACACAAAGUGGCGAACUACCUCCAAGAAAAGAUGAUAGCACUGAAUGCCAAACUGCAUCAAAGAAAGAAGAGCAAAACGACAAAGAAAAGAAAGAUGAAGAAGAGACUCCUCUGCCCACUUACAGGGCCAAAUCAAUUGUUGAGAGUUGGGUGUGGGGCAAACAACCAGAUGUGAAUGAGUUGAAGGAGUGCCUUCACGUACUAGUGAAGGAACAGCAAACUCUGGCCACACAAACUGCUACAACAGCUCUUUCAGCUAUGAGGCUAAAGCAGAGGCUGGUUAUCCUGGAACGAUACUUCAUUGCAUUGAACAGAACAGUUCUUCAAGACAAUGUCAAAGUUAAGUGGAAAAGCAGUAGUAUUCCUCUGCCAGCUGUGGAUAAGAAAAGCCCAAGACCUGUAGGCAAAGGCGUAGAAGGACUUGCGCGUGUUGGAUCCCGAGCAGCACUUUCAUUUGCAUUUGCGUUCCUUCGUAGAGCCUGGAGGUCAGGUGAAGAUGCAGACCUGUGCAGUGAAUUGUUACAGGAAUCACUUGAUGCACUACGAGCUCUACCAGAGGCAUCACUUUUUGAUGAAGGGACUGUAUCUUCUGUAUGGCUGGAAGUGGUGGAAAGAGCUACUAAAUUCCUAAGGUCUGUUGUGACUGGAGAUGUGCAUGGAGCUCCCAGUACCAAAGGGCCAGGAAACAUUCCGUUACAAGACCAGCACUUGGCACUGGCCAUAUUGCUAGAACUGGCAGUGCAGAGGGGUACGCUGAGCCAAAUGUUGUCCGCAGUUAUGUUGUUGCUUCAACUUUGGGAUAAUGGAACGAGGGAAACUGAUAAUGAGCGAUCUGCACAAGGAACAAGUGCACCCCUUCUGCCUUUGCUACAAAGAUUUCAGAGUAUAAUAUGUAAUAAAGAUGUGCCCAAUACUGAGGAAGAAAUUCAGCUCCUGACUUACCCUCUGAGUCCAAAUGAAAGUUUUCUAAGGUAUCUGACUUUACCACAGGACAAUGAGCUAGCGAUUGAUCUGAGACAAACAGCUGUAGUGAUCAUGGCCCAUUUAGAUCGUCUGGCGACCCCAUGUAUGCCUCCACAGUGUAGCUCUCCUACGUCUCAUAAGGGAUCUCUGCAAGAGGUUAUUGCUUGGGGUUUAAUAGGUUGGAAAUAUUAUGCUAAUGUGAGUGGUCCAAUUCAAUGUGAAGGACUCGCCAAUCUUGGCGUUGUGCAGGUUGCCUGUGCAGAGAAACGUUUUCUAAUAUUAUCUAGGAAUGGACGAGUGUAUACACAAGCGUACAACAGCGAUACUCUGGGACCACAACUGGUGCAGAGUCUAGCUUCUAGGAAUAUUGUGAAGAUAGCAGCACAUUCAGAUGGGCAUCACUAUCUUGCUUUGUCAGCAAAUGGUGAAGUUUUCUCUUGGGGUUGUGGAGAUGGUGGAAGACUAGGCCAUGGGGAUACAGUCCCUCUGGAGGAACCUAAGAUGAUAUCUGCUUUAUCUGGAAAGCAAGCUGGGAAACAUGUUGUUCAUAUUGCCUGUGGAAGCACUUACAGUGCAGCCAUUACUGCAGAAGGAGAGCUGUAUACAUGGGGACGAGGAAACUACGGCAGGCUUGGUCAUGGUUCCAGUGAAGAUCAGACCAUCCCAAUGCUGGUCACGGGGCUGAAAGGACUCAAAGUUAUUGAUGUGUCCUGUGGGAGCGGAGAUGCUCAGACUCUUGCAGUUACUGAAAAUGGCCAGGUCUGGUCUUGGGGUGAUGGAGAUUAUGGCAAACUGGGAAGAGGAGGCAGUGAUGGUUGCAAGACUCCCAAGUUGAUAGAAAAACUUCAAGAUCUGGACAUUGUGAAAGUACGCUGCGGCAGUCAGUUUUCUAUUGCUUUAACCAAAGAUGGCCAGGUCUACACCUGGGGAAAAGGUGACAAUCAGAGACUUGGGCAUGGAACGGAAGAGCAUGUUCGAUAUCCCAAACUCCUGGAAGGCUUGAAAGGAAAAAAAGUGGUAGAUGUGGCAGCUGGAUCUACUCAUUGUUUAGCACUGACUGAAGAUAGCGAAGUGCAUAGCUGGGGAAGCAAUGAUCAGUGUCAACAUUUUGAUACUUUGCGGAUCACCAAACCAGAGCCUGCAGCACUCCCAGGAUUAGACACAAAACAUAUCGUUGGAAUUGCUUGUGGGCCUGCUCAGAGUUUUGCUUGGUCAUCAUGUUCAGAAUGGUCAAUAGGCUUGCGAGUGCCUUUUGUGGUGGAUGUUUGCCCCAUGACAUUUGAGCAGCUAGAUCUGUUACUAAGACAAGUGACAGAGGGGAUGGAUGGCUCCUCUGACUGGCCCCCUCCUCAGGAAAAGGAGUGUAUGGCUGUGGCAACAUUAAACCUUCUAAGGCUUCAGCUUCACGCUGCCAUUAGUCAUCAGGUGGAUCCGGAAUGCCUUGGCUUAGGUUUGGGCAGUAUCCUGCUCAAUAGCCUGAAACAGACAGUGGUAACAUUAGCAAGCAAUGCUGGUGUUCUUAAUACUGUGCAAUCGGCCGCUCAAGCAGUGCUGCAGAGUGGAUGGUCUGUGUUACUGCCAACAGCAGAAGAGCGGGCUAGGGCGCUCUCAGCGCUCUUACCCAGUGCAGUUUCAGGAAAUGAAAUGAAUGUAAGUCCAGGCCGUAGAUUUAUGAUUGACCUCUUGGUGGGCAGCUUGAUGGCUGAUGGAGGCUUAGAGUCUGCGCUGAAUGCUGCUAUCACUGCAGAAAUUCAGGAUAUUGAAGCAAAAAAAGAAGCACAGAAAGAAAAAGAAAUUGAUGAACAAGAAGCAAAUGCAUCAACACUUCACAGGAGCAGGACUCCAUUGGACAAAGACCUUAUUAAUACUGGAAUCUAUGAAUCUGCAGGAAAACAAAGUUUGCCAUUAGUUCAGUUAAUUCAGCAGUUACUAAGGAACAUCGCUUCACAGACGAUAGCCAAACUGAAAGAUGUUGCUCGUCGCAUUUCUUCCUGCAUGGACCAUGAACAUUGUAGCAAAGAGAGAUCCGCUUCUCUGGACCUGUUGCUCCGUUUUCAGCGUCUGCUUGUUAGUAAACUUUACCCAGGAGAUUGUGUUGGGCAGGUCCCUAAUACAUACAGCCCUGACCUCUUAGGUGUUGGUUCUUUACUGAAGAAAUACACGGCUCUUCUGUGCACUCACAUUGGUGAUAUACUUCCUGUGGCAACCAGCAUUGCUUCUACUAGUCACAGGCAUUUUGCAGAAGUAUCUCAUGUUGUGGAUGGAGAUUUAACAGGCAUUCUUCUUCCAGAAUUGGUGGUUUCUAUAGUGCUACUCCUCAGUAAAAAUGCUGGAUUAAUGCAGGAAGCUGGUGCUAUCCCUCUGUUGGCUGGCUUGCUAGAACAUCUGGACAGAUUUAACCAUUUAGCCCCUGGAAAGGAAAGGGAUGACAAUGAGGAUUUAGCAUGGCCGGGAAUAAUGGGUUCAUUUUUUACUGGCCAGAGCUGCAGAAAUAAUGAGGAAGUGACACUUAUACGUAAAGCUGAUCUAGAGAACCACAACAAAGAUGGAGGAUUUUGGACAGUGAUUGAUGGGAAAGUGUAUGACAUAAAGGACUUCCAAACCCAGUCUUUAACUGGCAAUAGUAUACUUGCUCAGUUUGCAGGUGAGGACCCAGUUGUUGCUUUGGAAGCUGCUUUGCAAUUUGAGGACACGCGGGAGUCAAUGCAUGCCUUUUGUGUUGGCCAGUACAUGGAGCCUGACCAGGAAGUGAUUACCACACCAGACCUCAGUACUUUGUCAUCACCUCUAAUAGACACAGAAAGGAAUUUGGGUCUUCUCCUUGGACUGCACGCUUCCUACCUGGCAAUGAGCACACCACUUUCUCCUCUGGAAGUUGAAUGUGCCAAAUGGUUGAAGUCAUCUAUCUUUUCUGGAGGCUUGCAAACUAGUCAGAUUCAUUACAGUUACAAUGAGGAAAAAGAUGAAGACCAUUGCAGUUCACCUGGUAACACUACCCCAAAUAAAUCAAAACUCUAUACACAUCGAUUAACUUUGAGUGACCAUUCACAACCUUUUCUCCAAGCCAUUGCAGAUAAUAAUAUUCAGGAUCACACUGUGAAGGACUUCUUGUGUCAAAUAGAGCGAUACUGUAAACAGUGUCACUUAACAACACCAAUCACAUUCCCUCCUGAGCAUCCUGUGGAAGAAGUAGGACGUUUGUUAUUAUGUUGUCUUCUGAAGCACGAAGAUUUGGGUCACAUAGCACUGUCUCUUGUUCAUCCUGGUACCCUUGGAGUUGACCAGGUAAAGCACAAAACCUUACCGAAAUCUGUAGUGGAUGUGUGUCGUGUUGUCUACCAAGCAAAAUGCUCACUGAUUAAGACCCAUCAAGAACAAGGACGUUCUUACAAGGAAGUUUGUGCUCCUGUCAUUGAGCGUCUGAGAUUCUUAUUCAAUGAACUGCGUCCUGCAGUUUGCAAUGAUCUCUCUAUAAUGUCUAAAUUUAAACUUCUGAGUUCCUUGCCCCGAUGGCGGAGGGUAGCUCAGAAAAUAAUUAGAGAAAAAAGGAAAAAAAGAGUGCCAAAAAAAUCUGAAUCUGCUGAUGUGGAAGAAUCCAAAAUUGGAAAUGAAGAGAGUGAUUUAGAAGAAUCCUGUGUGGUAUCUCACAGUCCUGUACCUAUAGAUAAAAGGCCUAUACCAAUCAAAUCACCCAAGGAUAAGUGGCAGCCACUUUUGAGUACAGUUACAGGUGUCCACAAGUAUAAAUGGCUGAAGCAAAAUGUCCAAGGCCUAUAUCCGCAGUCUGCCCUCCUUAACACCAUUGUUGAAUUUGCACUUAAAGAAGAGCCAGUGGAUGUAGAAAAAAUGAGAAAGUGUUUAUUAAAACAGUUGGAAAGAGCUGAAGUUCGUCUGGAGGGAAUAGAUACCAUUCUGAAAUUGGCAGCAAAAAAUUUUUUGCUCCCAUCUGUGCAGUAUGCUAUGUUCUGUGGAUGGCAGAGGCUGAUUCCAGAAGGAGCCAAUAUAGGGGAACCUCUUACCGACUGCUUGAAGGAUGUUGAUCUGAUCCCACCGUUUAACAGAAUGCUGCUAGAAGUAACUUUUGGAAAGUUGUAUGCAUGGGCUAUUCAGAAUGUCCGGAACAUCUUACUAGAUGCUAAUGCAAAGUUUAAAGAACUAGGUGUGCAGCCUGUUCCUCUACAAACAAUUACUAAUGAGAAUCCAGCAGGACCAAGUCUUGGAACUAUUCCACAAGCACGUUUUCUGCUGGUCAUGCUCAACAUGUUGACGUUGCAGCACGGUGCUAAUACCUUGAGCCUCCUACUUAAUUCUGGCAUGCUAGCAUUGACGCAAACAACGCUGCGGCUGAUAGGACCUAGUUCUGAUAACAUUGAAGAAGAUAUGAUUACCUCUUCUCAUGGAGCUUCUGCCACAGUCCUAGAAGAGUCAAGAAAGGAAACUACACCUGUUCAGCUCCCUGUUUCUGGACCAGAGCUGGCAGCCAUGAUGAAAAUUGGUACCAGAGUGGUGAGAGGGGUAGACUGGAAAUGGGGUGAUCAGGAUGGACCCGCUCCUGGUUUGGGUCGUGUGAUUGGAGAACUGGGAGAAGAUGGCUGGAUUAGAGUGCAGUGGGACACCGGAAGUACAAAUUCUUACAGAAUGGGGAAGGAGGGAAAAUAUGAUCUCAAACUAGCUGAGCCACCGCCAGCAACACAGCCCACAACAGAGGAUUCAGACACUGAGGAUGACUCUGAAGGAGAACAAGUUGAAAGGAAUCUCCACCCUACAUCCAUGAUGCUGAUAAGUACCGUGAACCUGUUGCAGACGCUGUGUCUCUCGGCUGGUGUCCAUGCUGAAGUCAUGCAAAGUGAUGCUACUAGGACUUUGUGUGGUCUACUCCGUAUGCUUGUGGAGAGUGGAACAAUAGAUAAAUCAGCUUCCUUGCCAAAUAAAUUAGUUUAUAAAGAACAGCAUAGGAGUUGGUGCACGUUGGGAUUCAUUCGAAGUAUAGCACUCAUGCCUCAGAUGUGCAGCACUCUUAGUACAUCUCAGUGGAUAACUUUGCUAAUGAAAAUUGUUGAGGGGCAUGAAUCUUUCACUGCUGCUUCACUACAGAGACAGAUCCUUGCUGUACAUUUAUUGAAAGCAGUACUUCCAUCCUGGGAUAAAAAUGAAAGGUCGAGAGACAUGAAAUUUCUUGUGGAAAAACUGUUUGGAUUUUUAGGCAGCCUGCUUAGUACUUGUUCUUCAGAUAUCCCACUACUCAGAGAAUCUACUCUGAGAAGGAGAAAGGCCAGGCCCCAAGCAUCUCUAACUGCCACUCACAGUAGUACUUUAGCAGAAGAGAUAGUGGCACUGCUGAGGACGCUCCAUUCGCUCAGCCAGUGGAAUGGACUCAUAAACAAGUACAUCAACUCUCAGCUAACCUCCAUCACCCACAUCUUUGCAGGAAAACAGUCAGAAGGGGCUGUGUUGGAUGACUACUUUCCUGACACUGAGAAUCCGGAGGUGGGAGGCCUAAUGGCAGUGUUAGCGGUGAUCGGUGGCAUAGACAGUCGCUUGAGACUGGGUGGACAAGUAGUUCAUGAUGAAUUUGGAGAAGGCACAGUGACACGCAUCACCCCAAAAGGGAAAAUCACUGUACAGUUCUAUGACAUGCGAACAUGUAGAGUGUGCCCUCUGAAUCAACUAAAACCACUUCCAGUUGUGGCUUUUAAUGUGAACAACUUGCCUUUUACUGAACCUAUGCUAUCCAUUUGGGCUCAACUAGUUAAUCUGGCUGGAAGUAAAAUAGAAAAACAAAGAAUGAAGUCUCCCAAUCAGGGUCUUUCAGGUCAAGUGGAUUUGGAUCUACUGCGAUGCCAGCAAUUAAAGCUGUACAUACUGAAAGCAGGCAGAGCUCUGCUUUCUCACCAGGAUACACUAAGGCAGAUCUUAUCUCAGCCAGCUGUUCAGGAGUGUGCAUUAAAUCCUGCAGAGGAUGGAGCAGUUGCCUCUCCCGACAUAGGAGAUAUGUCUCCUGAAGGACCUCAGCCUCCCAUGAUUCUUUUACAGCAACUUUUGACAGCUGCUACGCAACCAUCACCUGUGAAAGCCAUAUUUGACAAACAAGAGCUUGAGGCUGCUGCUUUGGCAGUAUGCCAGUAUCUGGCUGUAGAGUCUACACAUCCUUCAACUCCAGUGUUUGAAGACUGCAGCUCUAGUGAAGCUACGACACCCAUCACAGUGCAACAUAUCCGACCCACAAAAGUGAAGAAACGCAAGCAAUCUCCAAUUCCACCCCUCCCCAUUGUAGUUCAGCUUAUGGAAAUGGGAUUUCCUAGGAAAAACAUAGAAUUUGCACUAAAAUCUCUGUCUGGAACCUCUGGAAGUGCUUCUGGAUUACCAGGAGUGGAAGCCUUGGUUGGCUGGUUGUUGGAUCACCCUGAUGUUCAAAUUACGGAUCUCUCUGAUGCUGAUACUAUCUCCGAUGAAUAUUCAGAUGAGGAAAUAGCCGAGGAAGUGGAAGAAGCUGAAGCUGCCUGCCCUGUGUCAGGUGCUGCUGUUGUAACAGAGAGCCAAACCUAUAAGAAGCGAGCUGAUUUCUUAAGUAAUGAUGACUAUGCUGUGUAUGUGAGGGAGAAUAUUCAGGUGGGGAUGAUGGUUAGAUGCUGCAGAACCUAUGAGGAGGUUUGUGAAGGAGACGUAGGCAAAGUUAUUAAGUUGGAUCGAGAUGGAUUGCAUGACCUGAACGUACAGUGUGAUUGGCAACAAAAGGGUGGCACUUACUGGGUCAGAUAUAUCCAUGUUGAGCUUUUAGGAUUCCCACCACAGAGUUCUGCCUCUCACAUCAAGAUAGGUGACAAAGUGCGUGUGAAAAGCUCUGUUACCACACCCAAAUACAAAUGGGGAUCAGUUACUCACCGAAGCGUGGGAGUCGUCAAAGCUUUUAGUGCCAAUGGAAAAGAUGUCAUUGUAGACUUUCCUCAGCAGUCUCAUUGGACUGGAUUGUUGUCAGAAAUGGAACUGGUCCCCAGCAUUCAUCCUGGAGUCACGUGUGAUGGCUGUCAGAUGUUUCCUAUCAAUGGGCCUAGAUUCAAAUGCAGAAACUGUGAUGAUUUUGACUUUUGUGAAACCUGUUUUAAAACUAGGAAGCAUAACACCCGACAUACUUUUGGCAGAAUAAAUGAACCAGGCCAGUCUCCGGUGUUUUGUGGGCGUUCUGGAAAGCAGCUGAAGAGACGGCAUAGUAGCCAGCGGGGAAUGUUACUGGAUGACUGGUCAAGAAUAGUUAAAAAUUUGAAUGUCUCGUCCUCUGUGAAUCAGGCUUCACGUCUUAUUGAUGGUAGUGAGCAGUGCUGGCAGUCUUCUGGCUCACAAGGAAAG